Messenger RNA from Diceros bicornis minor, 1314 nucleotides. RefSeq names its product ubiquinol-cytochrome-c reductase complex assembly factor 6. Lineage: Eukaryota; Metazoa; Chordata; Mammalia; Perissodactyla; Rhinocerotidae. Gene Ontology annotation, cellular component: mitochondrion. The record is from RefSeq and is a predicted model, not a curated record. Gene Ontology annotation, biological process: mitochondrial respiratory chain complex III assembly. The transcript has 2 exons. The coding region runs from base 94 to 333 and encodes 79 amino acids.
CGUGCCGACUCCGCCCCGCCGCUGCCGUGCGGCCCGUUUCCCGGCGCGGAGCCUUCUCACGCCGCCCGCUUCCCUGCCCGUCCAGCCCCGACCAUGCCCGCGGGCGUGCCCUGGGCCGCCUACCUGAAAAUGUUCGCCGCCAGCCUGCUGGCCAUGUGCGCCGGCGCCGAGGCGGUGCACAGGUACUACCGGCCCGACCUGACAAUACCUGAAAUUCCACCAAAGCGUGGAGAACUCAAAACAGAGCUUUUGGGACUGAAAGAGAGACAACACAAACCUCAAAUUUCUCAGGAGAAGAAACCUCAAGAUACAACUCUGCCAAGAACUCUGUGAAUAGUAUUUUAAGUCUUAAAUAUGUAUUUUUAAAAUUUUUUGAGUCAAAGUAUUUGUUCUUAAGCUCCUAAUACAUUGCUAACUGCAGGGAAGGUGCUCAGUAGAUAUUAACUGAUGCACUGAGGAUUAAUUAUGGUUUGACCAGUGUUUCCUGAAAACUGCCAAAGCUUGUAUCGUCAGCUUCCCGAAUGUGGUUUGAUAGAUAUUUAGUCUUGAAAAUCAUGUGAAAUAGAGUAUUUGCACUGACUCCUGCCCUUAUAAUUCUGGUUUAUUUCUCUGAAUAAGCUUGAUUAUAAUGGCAAAUGGACAUUAUAAAAAACUGUAAUAAAAGUGACAUUGACAAUGAAUGCUUAUGGUAUGAAGUUAAUAUUUCUCUAAAUAUAGGAAAGUACUAUUUGUACUAAACUGAAUUAAAUUGAAAUAUUUAAAGUUUGAAUUCUUUUGGAAUUGUGUACAUAACAAAAUUAUAACAAUUGUGACUUGGACUGUCACAACGUCUUUACCCCAAAUUUGAGAAAUCAUGUUGGCAUUUAAUUUUUCUUAUAAAACAUAUUUAUAAAUAACUGAUAAAUAUUAUAAUGGGUUGAAUUGUGUCCCCCCCCAAAAGAUGUUGAAGUCCUAACCCCUAGUACCUGUGAAUGUGACCUUAUUUGGAAAUAGGGUCUUUGCAAAUGUAACCAAGUUAAGAUGAGGUCAUUAGCGUGGGCCCUAAUCCAAUAUGACUGGUGUCUUUAUAAGAAGAGGAAGACGCUACAUAAAGACGGAUACACAGGGAGAAUGCCGUGUGACAACAGAGGCAAAGAUUGGAGUGAUGCAGCCAGAAGCCAGGGAACACAGAAGAUUGAGAGCCACCACCGGAAGCUUGGAAGAGGCAAGGAAGGAUUCUCCCCAGAGUCUCAGAGCAUGGCCCUGCUGACACCUGGAUUUCAGAUUUCUGGCCUUCAGAACUGUGAGAGAAUAAAUUUCUGUUGUUUUAAGCCA